AUGUCCAAGUCCGAUGUUGAGCAGAGCUCUGACUCGGAGGGCAACGAUGCAACCGCCGCGACAAAGCCGACACUAUGGCAGCGAUUCAAGGCGCAUAUGAAAAAAUGGUGGUGGGUAUACCUGAUCGCAUUUAUUGUGAUUGUCCUCGUGACCGUUCUCCCAAUCAUCUACGUCGGAAUCCCGCAUUUCGCCAAUAAAUACAUCAACGACUACGACUACGACUACACCGGCCUCGUAAUCUCAAACCCGCGCCCGACCGCAUUCCACGUGAAACAAAAAAAAUUAAUGAACAUGGGUGGAGGAUUCAGUGGGAGCGGACAUCUCUCGGCCUUCAACGCCAGCAUUCGCGUCCCGGACACCGACGAAGAAUUCGCCGUCUUCCCUGUACCACAAAUCGACUUUAAUGGCGGUGCGACUCUCGACAUUGACCAGGAUUUGGAUUUAUCCUGCGUCGACUGCUUGGCUGAUAUUGCCGUCAAGGCGGCUACCAACAAGAGUUUCGCGGUGUUGGCAACUGGGCAUCCGGAUCUGAAGCUCGGCGCCCUCCCCACGGCGCAUCUUAACAUCCACAAGACCCUCGAUAUGAAUGGGUAUAAUGUUACCGAAUUCGUUAAUGAGAACGGCGCAUUCAACGUAACCAGCCUAGACCUCCUCGACCCCCCAGUCAACGGCUAUAAUUUCAAUGCAACCAUCUCAGUCCGCAACCCAACCCCUUUCAGCGUCGAAAUGGGCCACGUCACAUUCAACCUCACGAUGGGAGGCGACGAGCUAGGCUACGUCGACCUACCGAACCUCAAACUCGAAGAGAAUAUCAGCGACAACAUUGUCCUUGGCAAUGUUGACAAAUCGAAACUCAUCCAGGAGGCCUUGUUGGGCGAUGGUACCGGUGCAACAGUGACGAUCGGUGUCCGUGGACACAGCUGCGAUUAUAAUGGGCAGGAUAUCCCCUAUUUCAGCGCUGCGAUCCGGGCGGUUUCGGCGAACGCUACGAUUGAUUUGCUCAAUUAUGCGUCGAGUUUGCUCGGGUAG
Penicillium argentinense is the source of this 1029-nucleotide messenger RNA. Its product is annotated as DUF3712 domain-containing protein. Gene Ontology annotation, cellular component: fungal-type vacuole membrane. NCBI's taxonomy places the organism in Eukaryota, Fungi, Ascomycota, Eurotiomycetes, Eurotiales, Aspergillaceae. The transcript is spliced from 4 exons. The record is from RefSeq and is a predicted model, not a curated record. Bases 1 to 1029 code for a protein of 342 amino acids.